Molecule: messenger RNA, 4449 nt
Organism: Peromyscus californicus insignis
Lineage: Eukaryota; Metazoa; Chordata; Mammalia; Rodentia; Cricetidae
Product: protocadherin beta-3-like
Exons: 1
Coding region: 1417-3792 (791 amino acids)
Biological process (GO): homophilic cell-cell adhesion
Cellular component (GO): plasma membrane
Molecular function (GO): calcium ion binding
Source: RefSeq, a predicted model, not a curated record
AUGAGAUGGUCAACAGGCCUGACAACCUGAGUUCAUCCCCUGACCCACAUGAUGGGAGUAGAAAACCAAACUCCUCUGACUUAAACACACACACACACACACACACACACACACACACACACACACAAAUAAUUGUUUAAAAAUUCAAGUUUUUGAGUUAUGUUUAUGGGUAGCUCCCUUUUAUUUCAUAAUUAGCACAGUCACUUGGAUGUUUUAGGUUCUUAUUUUUUUUGACUGAUUGAAAGAAGAAUUGUUUUAGUUGUGACAUACUGAUAAUUAAAUGUGGUAAGAUACUUAAUGAACAAAACUUUUGCUGGAACUAAAUAUUAUGACAUACAGUAUAAUAAGCUGAUUUUGCUAUAGUUAUUUGAAUGUUAUGCAGUUAUCACUCUAUUGUUUUUUCAAUAUAUCUUUCCUUUUUCCUCUCUUAAUGCUUAGUUCAAGUCUCCUAUCCACUGCCUUAAUGAAUACAGAAUUCUGAUAUUUAAUUUUAUAAUUUAAAUAUGCUUCGAUGUUUCCCAAGUCACUCACUCAACUUGCUUCACUUCUUGCAGUUGGAUUUGUGACACAAAGUGCUAUCAAUAUUUUAAUCCCUAAUGUUUCUCAACCUAAUAUUAAUUUUUACAUAAUUUUAUGUGUAUUUGAAUGAGGUGUGAUAUUAAAUGUAUGGAAUUUGAAUAUCUGAUUUGAGAUGAGCAGAGCCAGAAAGGACAGUCUUGGUAUCAAAGUCUCUAGUUAACCACCUUAUCUAUCACAUGUGGAACCUUGGUUAAGUGACCUCCCGUGACAUCCACUGUUUCAAUUAUCGUCAACUGUCUUGCAGUCAGUAUCAAGUACCGUAACAUGUCAUUAUAGAAAUAUAAUUGCUAUUAGUUUCAGUGCCACUGAUAUUAGGAAUAAACUCAGUAAUGAGCAAGUGUGUAUCCCUCCUGACACUCAUAGAGAGAGCAGAUUGCUUCAUGUGUGCCCUUGUAAUGUAAAUCAUGUAAAUGAGGACUCUUCUUAGAGAUAGCUAACCCCGUUUAGUGUAUUAUACUUGCUUCGUUUUUGUUUAACUUAUGUGGCACAAGAAACUCCCUCAGUAGGGUCAAGUAGGUUUGAUAAGGGGAAAAAAACCGACAUAGAUCAAAACCAGUAACAAAACCUUUUCUAAGAAUUUAAAACUGAAAACGAACACAUGGUGGCGCUGUUGACAAAAAAUGCGAAUUAAGACACUUAGACUCCGUACUCAGAUUGACAGAGGGAUCCGGUGCGGUAAGACAAGCGCUUGUGAACCUGGGCAGAUUUUUAAGCAGGAAAGUCUGAAUCUCUGGAAAACAUUACUUGUUAGGCUAUCUCCAAAAGACUGCGCUUUUCACAGAGAAAUACAAGGCUCCUUUUGGUGACAAGCCCCUGGAAAAACACCGCAGAAAUACAAUGGAGGCCAGAGAAGAGUGCUUCCUUAAACAAAGGCAAGUCUUGCUUCUCUUUGUUUUUCUAGGUGGGUCUCUGGCUGGGUCUGGAUCUAGGCGCUAUUCUGUUGCCGAGGAAAAAGAGAAGGGCUUCUUAAUAGCCAAUCUAGUGAAGGAUCUGGGGCUCAGGGUAGAAGAACUGGCUGAAAGGAGAGCUCAGGCUAUCUCCAAAGGGAACAUACAGUAUUUUCAGCUCAGCCACCAGACCGGAGAUUUGCUCCUGGUUGAGAAAUUGGACCGAGAGGAGAUGUGCGGUUCCACAGAACCUUGUGUGCUGCACUUUCAGAUAUUGCUGCAUAAUCCUUUGCAGUUUAUUACAAAUGAGCUCGAGGUCAUAGAUAUAAAUGAUAACGCUCCGGAGUUCUUUGAAAAUGCGAUGCAGCUUAAAGUCCUGGAAAGCUCCCCACCUGGGACAGUAAUUCCUUUGGGAAAUGCUAUGGACCUGGACGUGGGAAGAAACGGACUCCAGAACUACACGGUCUCUCCCCAGUCCCAUUUCCACGUUCGCACCCGCCGUCGUAGGGAUGGAAGGAAGUAUCCAGAACUAGUGCUAGACAGAGCUCUGGAUCGGGAGGAGCAGCCAGAGCUCAGUUUAACUCUCACAGCCCUGGAUGGAGGAUCCCCACCUCAGUCUGGCACUGCCCAGGUCCACAUCCUGGUCUUAGACGUAAACGAUAAUGCCCCAGAAUUUACACAGUCACUCUAUGAGGUUCAGGUUCUAGAGAAGAGUCCUGUUGGCUCUGUCAUUAUCACGGUCUCAGCUUCUGACUUAGAUGUGGGGAAUUUUGGUGCAAUAUCCUAUGUGUUUUUCCAUGCUUCUGAAGAAAUUCUCAAAACUUUUCAACUAAAUCCCACUACUGGUGAUAUACAGUUAGUUAAGGCUUUGGAUUAUGAAACAAUUAAUACUUUCGAAGUUGACAUAGAGGCCAAAGACGGUGGAGGCCUUUCGGGAAAAUGCACAGUCAUAGUCCAGGUAGUUGAUGUGAAUGAUAACCCACCAGAACUGACUUUGUCAUCAGUUAACAGUCCUAUCCCGGAGAAUUCGGACGAGAUUGUGGUGGCUGUUUUCAGUGUUGCUGAUUUAGACUCUGGAGAUAAUGGUAAAGCAACCUGUUCCAUCCAGAAUGAUCUCCCAUUCAUCCUGAAACCAUCUGUAGAGAACUUCUACACUAUAGUGUCUGAAGGAGCUCUAGACAGAGAGAGCAGAGCUGAGUACAACAUCACCAUCACAGUCACCGACAUGGGCACACCCAGGCUCACAACCCAGCACACCAUAACAGUGCAAGUAUCUGACGUCAACGACAACGCCCCCGCCUUCACACAAGCCUCCUACACCCUGUUUGUCCAGGAGAACAACAGCCCCGCCCUGCACAUAGGCACCAUCAGCGCCACAGACUCAGACUCAGGCUCCAAUGCCCACAUCACCUACUCUCUGCUGCCCACCCACGACCCGCAGCUGGCCCUCUCCUCGCUCAUCUCCAUCAAUGCUGACAGCGGGCAGCUGUUCGCGCUCAGGGCGCUGGACUACGAGGCCCUGCAGACCUUCGAGUUCCACGUGGGCGCCUCAGACCAAGGCUCUCCUGCGCUCAGCAGCCAGGCGCUGGUGCAAGUGCUGGUGCUGGACGCCAACGACAAUGCGCCCUUCGUGCUCUACCCGCUGCAGAACGCCUCUGCACUCUGCACAGAGCUGCUGCCCAGGGCGGCAGAGCCAGGCUACCUGGUCACCAAGGUGGUGGCAGUGGACCGAGACUCUGGACAGAACGCCUGGCUGUCAUUCCAGCUGCUCAAGGCCACAGAGCCCGGGCUGUUCAGCGUGUGGGCUCACAAUGGUGAGGUGCGCACCUCCAGGCUGCUGAGUGAGCGCGAUGCUCCCAAGCACAGGCUGCUGCUGCUGGUCAAGGACAAUGGAGAUCCUCCAAGGUCUGCCAGUGUCACUCUGCAUGUGCUGCUGGUGGAUGGCUUCUCUCAGCCCUACCUGCCUCUGCCAGAGGUGGCGCGCGACUCCGCGCAGGACAAUGAGGACUUGCUCACUCUGUACCUGGUCAUUGCCUUGGCUUCUGUGUCUUCCCUCUUCCUCUUGUCUGUGCUGCUGUUUGUGGGGGUGAGGCUGUGCAGGAGGGCCAGGGCGGCCUCUCUGGGUGGCUGCUCUGUGCCUGAGGGACACUUUCCUGGUCACCUGGUGGAUGUCAGCGGCACUGGGACAGAAGUGUGUCUGACAGGAGACUCUGGGACAGGUGAGUUCAAAUUCCUGAAUCCGGUGAUACCAAACCUGUUUAUGGAAGGAUCUGAGAGAGAAGUUAAGGGAAGUCCCCACUGCAGGAGUAGUUUUUUAGUCAGCUAAAUAUUGCAAAUGGUUCACCAUCUCUCAGUUUCGGUCAACUUCUUACUGUAAUUAGUCUUUUAAGAAGUGCUGCCUAAUAUUUUUUAACCAGUAAUCCAACCUAUGGCAUCCCAAAUAGCUCUAAACUUGUUACUCUAUUAGUAAAUUAAUUUAGUAAAUUAAUACUAAUUUUACUUAGGAUUUUGUAGUUGUGCCAAUUAUAUAUGCAUCUUCUCCAUAUUUGGGCAUUUCUUGGUGAUUAUUGUCCUAACAGUUAAUGAAACUAAUGUCUUCAUGACAUUCUGUAACUUUUCAGUGCACUGAAGAAAAAUUAAAGUUGUGUGUAUUUGUGGCACAUAUCUUUACUGUAUAACUUUAUGGACUUUUAGGCUACAUUGCUUGGAAUUCUUUCUGAGUCCUUGGCCUUUUUGGGUUAAGCAAUCUGCAUAGCUAUAAAAUUUAGCACACUUAUUUCUCCGAAAUUAUAUGUAAACACACAUUUCAUUAAAACAUCAGUGCAUGGAAGUUGUGUCGUAUCCUGUUGUGAGAACCGUGUAUCCUAGAUAUUGUUAUGUGCAUUUUUUAUUAUUGCAGUGUGCAGAUAAUUAUAGUGUGCCGUAAACACUACAAUUAAACUUCUCAAAUAAUUAUUAUACAAUAAAAAUUAAGGAGAAAAUA